This is a messenger RNA of Lynx canadensis (Canada lynx), 6266 nucleotides long. It is a transcript of the gene PTGFRN, whose product is annotated as prostaglandin F2 receptor inhibitor. The record is from RefSeq and is a predicted model, not a curated record. NCBI's taxonomy places the organism in Eukaryota, Metazoa, Chordata, Mammalia, Carnivora, Felidae. The transcript is spliced from 9 exons. Bases 187 to 2826 code for a protein of 879 amino acids.
CGGCGCGGAGCGAGGGGCUCACGUACGGCCCAGCACUGGGAUUUCUCGGCUCGCGAGGAGAGCGGAGCAGGCGCGCGGCCCGGGCGGGGGAGCGCGGACUCUGGAGCAGCCGGAGCUGGAGGAGGAGGAGGAGGAGAGGCGGCGGGGACGCAGGAGGCGGGGGAGAGCCGCUCCCGCCCGGCGAGCAUGGGGCGCCUGGCGCCGAGGCCGCUGCUGCUGGCGCUCCUGGGGCUGGCUCUGUGUCGAGGGCGUGUGGUGAGAGUCCCCUCGGGGAGCCUGGUGCGGGUGGUGGGCACCGAGCUGGUCAUCCCCUGCAACGUGAGUGACUAUGACGGCCCCAGCGAGCAGAACUUCGACUGGAGCUUCUCGUCUUCGGGCAGCAGCUUCGUGGAGCUGGCCAGCACCUGGGAGGCGGGCUUCCCGGCCCAGCCGUACCGGGAGCGCCUGCAGAGGGGUGAGAUCCUGCUGCGGCGGACCGCCAACGAUGGCGUGGAGCUCCACAUCAAGAAUGUCCAGCCCUCGGACCAGGGCCACUACAAGUGUUCCACCCCCAGCACCGACGCCACCGUCCAGGGCAACUAUGAGGAUAUAGUGCAGGUUAAAGUGUUGGCCGAUGCCCUGCAGGUGGGUGCCGUUGCGCCGCCCGAGCCGGGCCUGAGCCUGCGCCUGGGCGAGCCGUUCGAGCUGCGCUGCUCGGCCUCCACGGCGUCGCCGCUGCACACGCACCUGGCGCUGCUGUGGGAGCUGCAGCGGGGCACGGCCCGGCGGAGCGUGCUGGCCCUGACCCACGAGGGCCGCUUCCGCCCGGGGCCCGGCUACGAGCAGCGCUACCGCGUGGGAGACGUGCGCCUGGACACCGUGGGCGCCGACGGCUACCGCCUGUCCGUGGCCCGCGCCCUGGCCGCCGACCAGGGCUCCUACAGGUGCGUGGUCAGCGAGUGGAUCGGAGAGCAGGGCAGCUGGCAGGAGAUUCAGGAGAAAGCCGUGGACGUGGCCACCGUGCUGAUCCAGCCGACAGUUCUUCGAGUGGCUGUGGCCAGGAAUGUGUCUGUGGCUGAAGGAAAGGGGUUGGACCUGACCUGCAACAUCACAACCGACCGAGCAGACGACGUCCGACCCGAGGUGACAUGGUACUUCAGCAGGACGCCUGAUGGUGCUUGGCCUGGCGCCCCCGUGCUGGCACGGCUGGACCGGGAUUCCCUGGUGCACAGCUCUCCUCACGUGGCCCUGAGUCACGUGGAUGCACGCUCCUACCAUUUACUGGUUCGAGACGUUAGCAAGGAAAACUCCGGCUACUAUUUCUGCCACGUGGCGCUCUGGGCACCCGGACACAACAGGAGCUGGCACAAGGUGGCAGAGGCCAGGUCUGCCCCAGCCAGUGUGGAUGUGACCUGGCUAGAACCAGACUAUCAGGUGUACCUGAAUGCUUCUAAGGUCCCCGAGUUUUCAGACGACCUCACGGAGCUGGAGUGCCGCAUAGUGGACAUGAAGAGCUUGCAGGCCAGCGUCCGUUUCACGGUGUCCUGGUACUACAGGGUGAACCGGCGCAGCGAUGACCUGGUGGCCAGCGAGCUGCUUGCAGUCAUGAACGGGGACUGGACGCUGAAGUACGGAGACCGGAGCAAGCAGCGGGCCCAGGACGGAGACUUCAUUUUUUCUAAGGAGCGUACGGACACGUUCAGUUUCCGAAUCCAAAGGACCACAGAGGAAGACCGAGGCAGUUAUUACUGUGCUGUGUCCGCAUGGACCAAACAGCGUAACGACAGCUGGGUCAAGAGCAAGGACGUCUUCUCCAAACCCGUCAACAUAUUUUGGGCAUCGGAAGAUUCCGUGCUUGUGGUGAAGGCAAGGCAGCCAAAGCCUUUCUUUGCUGCAGGAAAUACAUUUGAGAUGACGUGCAAAGUGUCUUCCAAGAAUAUUAAGUCGCCGCGCUACUCUGUUCUCAUCACCGCUGAGAAGCCUGUUGGGGACCUCUCCAGCCCCAAUGAAACCAAGUACAUCAUCUCCCUGGACCAGGAUUCCGUGGUGAAGCUGGAGAACUGGACAGACGCAUCGCGGGUGGAUGGCGUUGUGCUAGAGAAGGUGCAGGAAGAUGAGUUUCGUUAUCGAAUGUACCAGACUCAGGUGUCGGAUGCGGGGCUGUACCGCUGCGUGGUGACAGCCUGGUCUCCUGUCCGGGGCAGCCUGUGGCGAGAAGCAGCAACCAGUCUGUCCAACCCUAUUGAGAUCGACUUCCAGACUGCUGGUCCUAUAUUUAAUGCCUCCGUGCAUUCAGACACACCGUCGGUUAUCCGGGGAGAUCUGAUCAAGCUGUUUUGUAUCAUCGCUGUUGAAGGAGGAGCGCUGGAUCCAGACGACAUGGCCUUUGACGUGUCCUGGUUCGCGGUGCACUCCUUCGGUCUGGACAAGGCUCCCGUCCUCCUGUCUUCUCUGGAUCGGAAGGGGAUUGUGACCACGGCCGAGAGAGACCGGAAGAGCGAGCUCAGCCUGGAGCGUGUCGGCGUGCUGGAAUUCUUGCUGCGAGUCCAUGGCUCCGAGGACCAGGACUUUGGCAACUACUACUGCUCCGUGACCCCAUGGGUGAGGUCCCCAACAGGCUCCUGGCAGAAGGAGGCAGAGAUCUACUCCAAGCCCAUCUUUGUGACUGUGAAGAUGGAUGUGCUGAACGCCUUCAAGUACCCGCUGCUGAUCGGCGUGGGCCUGUCCACCGUCAUCGGGCUCCUGUCCUGCCUCAUCGGGUACUGUAGCUCCCACUGGUGCUGUAAGAAGGAGGUCCAGGAGACAAGGCGUGAGCGCCGCCGCCUCAUGUCCAUGGAAAUGGACUAGGCCACGCCGGGGGAGCCGCGACAGGGGCGGUCUAGGAGCGACGGGGCGGGAGGAGGACCGCGAUCUUUUUCACGCGCAGUGUGUGACACUAGAAACCAGUCCUCUCCGAUCUCAGGUGGGACCGGGCGCUCCCUCCCCCCCGCAUGUCAAGUUCUGAGCGCGGACACGUUUACCAGCCCACGACUCUUCUUCCCACGGCACUUUCUGGUAGAACAAUCGUGUGUGUGUGUUCCCGGCUGCGGCUUUUUAAUGGUUACCCUUUGUCUAAUUUUUUUCUCCUACCGGUUUAUAGAUCUCUGACCUGUGUGUGUUCGUAUGUUUGGUUUCGAGGGGUCGCGGUGAGGAAGGACGGUGGCUCUCAGAGUUCUUUGUCUUAGGGGAGGACAGAGCUGCCCGCCGGGAGCCAGCUUCCGUGUCGGGCCCGUGUUAGGAGGGCCGCUAGACGAAGCCGUCCGCCCCGGCCCAGCGACAACACAGACCUGUGCCGCAGGCUCAUUCGUGGCUUUGACCACCCUACCCACCCCGUAUUUUCAGGGGUUUAGACAUUUGAAAUCUAAACUUGCAGUAUGUAACUUCUUACUGAGCCCAAAUGCUUUUUUUUUCUUUUCCUUUUUUUUUUUUUUUGCUUCUCUGCCCCCUUUCCAUUUCUUUCGUAUUUGCUUUAUGUGAGCGUGCUGAAAUGGCCCUGGAAUCUAGAAUUUGGCUCCCCACCAAGCACCUUAUCUUGCCACCUUAGCCUUAAGAAUGAAUAUGAAGAAAAAUACACAGCCACCUCUGUCCGGGGCAGUAAGAAGGUCCUCAAGGAAGACGAGGUUGGGGACAAGGGAAGGAGCAGGCCCUCACUCCGAUGGUUCUGAGGCCGCCAUGCCUCAGGGGGCCCCAGGGAGUACAGAAGAGAGUCCUGGGGGGUCAGCUGUCCUCGGCUCGGGCCAGGAGUGUCGGGGGUGCCGGGGCUGUGUCUGGAGGAGGACGUCACCUCCGUCCCCCUCUCCUGCCCUUCGUGGAAGGCGAAGGCCUCGGCCACCGAGGGGCACCCACACGUGUACCCCACGUCCUUCGUGGCUGCUUGGGCUCCUUAAUGUGAAGGUGUAUUGCUGCUUGCAAGACUGACCGACUUCACAGAAUCAGAAAUUGCCUGGAAGAACCGUGCAUUUUCCAUGACCUUUUCAGCCCUUCAAGUCGUCGUAAGACCCCCCGCCGGGGGUCAGCGAGCAAGGGUACGCUUUGUGGUAUGUUUGCUUUCCUGUUAGGAACACGAAGGAAACCAGCAAUUUACUGCCGUGUGAACAGCCUACAAAGUAGAUCUGAGAGCAAUCCAUUUUGCCCAACUGCUCGUACCCGGAGUAGGACGCGGACCAAAAGAGCUCCUCUGCUCCCCGAGGCAUCUGCCCCUGCAUAGCACUGGCCUUUCGGAAGCAUCCCAGUGGGCUUUCUGAGGCUCACUGGUGAGUCAUGCCCCGCAUUGCAAUCCUCUGCGCUUUCAUCCUGGCUCUGACGGAUCUCACGCUGCUCUGUCUUCCGAAGGGAAAAAAGAUUCGUUUGUUUUGAGCAAUAAAGUCCUACAAAAUGAUGGCCAUUCAUGUGCGGCUCUUUGUCACAAGGGGCCAGACGAGCCACACUCCCCCGCCCACCGGCUCACCAUCGUCCCCGCUGCUUCCCUCCCUGCGCUGCCCACACACAGCCCACUCUGCCCUUGUCACUGAGUCACCCCCAGGAGGCAGAUUGCCACCCCGCUUCCCUUUUUGUCCUGCCCACCUAGGGGACCACUCACGGUAGAUGCCGUGUUAACGGUAGUGGCACAAGUGAGUUCCAAGCCCAGCACCUGCCCCACCCGAGCACGGGUGACCAGAGGAACAGGAGGAGGCCUUGAUGGCACUAGAUUUGGGUCUUUUCUACCAGUUGUUUCUUAACUAUGCUAUCUCAGAGGAGGUGGGUCCCAGGUGAUUGUAUAUACGGGAACGGAAGAGGGAACACACAGUCACAGGUGCUACGUUAGGGACACCAGUGCCCUUUGAGUCCACACAGUUAUCACCAUUAAAAGAAGGUUCAGGAUUGUCGUAGUGCAGGCCCUUCUUGGUAGAGCAAAGGGUACCUUGCUGUGAGUGUGGCCAGGUGGCCCCAGGUAUGCGUAAAACCAUGGAUGGGUCACGCCAGACACACGGCAAGUGACAGGUGUUCACAUGCUGUACCUUCUGCUCUCAAACCGCCACUGCUGGGGGUAUCGCUCCGUGGCAGAGCAUUUGACUGCAAACUGCCACUGCAGCUCGAGGCUGGGGUUGCUAAGGCAUUGACCCCAACCCCACCCUGUGAUCGUGGGGCUGGCCACACUGCCAGUCGCCUAGGGGCUGGUACAGAGGAGGAAGAAAUCCCAGGGUGUUGUACCAGGGACCUCACUCCAUCCAGGGCCAGAAACUGGCCUGGAAUGUGUGUCCUUUUAAAUAUGUGAGAUACACUCUCUUGCUGUACCAAAUACGGCUCCCCCCCCCCCAAAGUGCUCUUCUGGAAGGGGGUUCCUGGCAGAGGCACUGGUGUGAACAGAAGAAGAACCUAGCCACAAUUCACACAGAUGAAAUUGCACUUCUUAACAAAAAGAAACUUUAUAAACAGUUUGGGUUUGUUUUUGUUUUUGUUUUUUUUUAACUAAUCAUAAAAACAGCCCCCAGGAAGAGCCUAAGCUAUGUUCAGAUAGAAGCCUCAAAUUUACUUUCAAUUGUUUACUUCAUGAUGUUUACAUAACACUUUUCACUUUUUAAAAAAGAAAAAAGAAAAAAAAUGCAAACUCUGACUUUUUAACAACGCUUCGGAUUUUUCAUGGGACGAUGGAACUCUGACUCACCAACUGGAUUUAAAUGUUAAUUUAGAAAUGUAUUUAUUUGUGUGUUUCCCUCCCCCCCCCCCCCCCCCCCCCAACGCGGCUUUUCCUUAAGAUCCCGGCAAAGGACAUCCCUUCUGCCCAGACCCUUGUCUCUUUCCCCCGGUGGCUCUCGCUUCUUGCUUUACAGACUGCCUGCAGCCAUGAUUUUGUCACUGACAUCCGUGAGCCAAAGACUGAGCCUUUUGGGCAGGAAUAAUAAGCAAUACUACACAACUUGCUACUUUCAGAAAACUUGUGUUUUUUUUUAGCUUCACCGAUGGCAGCAGAGGGAGAAGGGAUCUGGGAUUUCGGUAAGUCCUCCUCUGCUGUUUGACCAAAUUCUCCGUGAUAAAUAUUGCGCGCAGAUCGCUAGGAGGAGAAAAAAAAAAAGUUGACUCUCUGUCUUUCUUAGCGUCGCACAGAAGGAUCUGCCAGAUUUUACGUAGACAAAUAAAGGGUCUCGUGUAUUUUUGUCCAUACCCGAUGUUACAUGAACUAAUUGUAUUGUUUUAUACUGUGACCACAGAUAUUAUGCAAUGCACCGUUUGUUUUUUAUUUCAUUAAAGGAAGUUUAAUUUAAAUUGAA